This is a messenger RNA of Saprolegnia parasitica CBS 223.65, 384 nucleotides long. RefSeq lists its product as hypothetical. The record is from RefSeq and is a predicted model, not a curated record. Gene Ontology annotation, cellular component: cytoplasm; cytoplasmic dynein complex. The transcript has a single exon. Gene Ontology annotation, biological process: microtubule-based movement. The coding region runs from base 1 to 384 and encodes 127 amino acids. Lineage: Eukaryota; Oomycota; Saprolegniomycetes; Saprolegniales; Saprolegniaceae. Gene Ontology annotation, molecular function: dynein intermediate chain binding.
AUGGCCAACAACGCGCCGAACGAGGUCGAGGAGACGAUCAAGGCGCUCAAGGCCAAGCCCGGCUUCUUCUCGUACAUCGUCAUGAACAACGACGGGAUCGUCAUCAAGUACGAGAACAUGGAGUACAAGAUGGCCGUCAUGCACGCCUACCACAUCCUCAACCUCUACGCCCGCUCCAAAAAGUACCUCACCAAGCUCUUUGACGCGGCCGAGAGCGACAUCGAGUGCCUCCGCCUCCGCACCAAGCUCCACGAGAUGCUCAUCGCGCAGUACGCGAAGUUCACGCUCGUCGUCCUCCAAGUCUCCGAGACGGAAGAGGUCAAGGUCGAGACCAAGGUCGACGACACGAAGGAAAAGGAAGCCGAGGAAAAGCCAGCAGCCUAA